Messenger RNA from Drosophila busckii, 1382 nucleotides. It is a transcript of the gene FMRFa, whose product is annotated as FMRFamide-related peptides. NCBI's taxonomy places the organism in Eukaryota, Metazoa, Arthropoda, Insecta, Diptera, Drosophilidae. The record is from RefSeq and is a predicted model, not a curated record. Bases 179 to 1072 code for a protein of 297 amino acids. Gene Ontology annotation, biological process: neuropeptide signaling pathway. The transcript is spliced from 2 exons.
AUAUUCUAUAUAUAUUGAGCUAAGCUUAAGCUCGGCGUGUGCAAGGCUUGUGAAUUUUAAAUUUUCCAUUUGCGAUAUGUUUUUUUAAUCAGCUCGCAGCUUUGGACGACAAAAGUUAAAGUUGACAUCGCUUCGAUUGAAAAAUAUUGCUCAAGUGUAUUAUAAUAAAAUAUAAGUCAUGGGCAUAGCGUUGAUGUUCUUGCUGGCCAAUGCCAUGGCCAUACACAGCGAAAUCAUAGAGUCGCCCAGUUUUAAUGACAAUGCUUUGGUGGAGCCUGAGGACAGUGGCAGCAGCAACAGCAUCAACAAUCAUAAUGAAGGCAACUUGUUAGAUGUGCUCAGUGAAAAGCCAGAGCAAGCUGAGCUAGAGUUUCGUUACCCCAUCUCCGCCAUUGGCGUGGACUACGGCAAGAACUCUGUCAUCUUACGCUUUCAGAAACACGCGCGUAAGCAACGCUUUAAAUAUGAUCCGGAGCUGGAUGAGAAGCGUCGCUCCCUGCAAGAUAACUUUAUGCAUUUUGGUAAGCGACAGGCGGAGCAACUGCCGCUGACCAGCGAUGCGAGCUACUAUGAUCGUUAUGGACGCGACCCUAAGCAGGAUUUUAUGCGCUUUGGACGUGCUCCCUCAGAUUUCAUGCGCUUUGGUCGUGCUCCCUCAGACUUUAUGCGCUUCGGGCGCUCGGAUAAUUAUAUGCGAUUUGGCAGAAACUUGCACAUGGAGGAGCUGCGUAGUCCCAAGCAGGAUUUCAUGCGUUUUGGUCGUCCGGAUAAUUUUAUGCGUUUUGGUCGCUCAGCAACACCUUCCAAUUUUGAGCGCAAUGGCAAAAUGGAUCCGAAUUUUAUGCGCUUUGGCAAGAGUCUUCAAAGUAAUCAGGAGUCGAAUCAUACUCACAAAAUUUCCAUUAUUAAUGGCAAGCAGCAAAACAAGAUGGAAGAGAAUCCCACAGACAAGGCCAUAGCUUUGCUAUUUCAUAAAUCAAAAUCACAAGUCGAGCCACAGCCCAAGAGCAGCGAACUGACUGAAUCGCAAAACAAUCUGGAGGAUAGCGUGGAACAGUUCUUUGAGCAGUAAAUACAAUUUAAAAAUUGCACCACAUUGUAUAUAGACAUUGAGUGAAACUAAUUCGAACAAUUAUAUUCAGUAGCUAUGUGUGUUUUAUGUGAAAUUAUAGUUAUUGAAUUUUUAAUAGGGGCUGGAUUAAAAAUUCACCAAAACAAAAAAAAAAACAAAAAAAACAAACCAUGAUCUGAUUCUAAGGCAAGGACAAACCCAAACCAAAGCGCAUAAUUGUUAAGUGUACUACUAUACAUAUACAUAUAUAAACAUAUACAUACAUAUACACAAAUAAAAUCUUUAAUGUAACUAACUAAAUGCAUGGAAA